UUUGCGAUAAAUGAAACAAUUUUUAGUAGAAUAUAUGUUUACGCGGUGGUCAUCACAAAGAUAUACAUCAAGUAGUUGGCCUAUAAAAUUGUUCUGAUAAUCAUGAAUCUUCAAACACUGUUCCAAGAUUUCAAUCCAAGUAAAUUUUUAGUACACACCUGUUUGAUGAUAUUUACAACAUUAUUUGCACUUCGUUUGGAUGGUUUCAUAGAAUGGAGUUAUUGGACUGUAUUUACUCCAAUAUGGUUUUGGAAAAGCAUGGUAAUUUUAGGUGCUAUUAUUGGAAGUUAUAUUUGGUGGAGGCAUCCACAUGCAAGAUUGGAAGGAGAUGCUUAUGUACAUUAUAAAGCAAUGUUGAUUACAUUGGCUUUACAUUUAAUUUUGUUAAUGUUUGAAUUGUUAGUAUGUGAUAAAUUAGAAUCUGAAAGACAUCUUUGGAUGCUUGUAUUUAUACCUCUUAUUUUCAUCUCUGCAGUAUCAAUAGUUGUGUGUAUAUGGGCUGCCAAACAUGAUCGAUCAUUUGAACUUGAAUUAUUUUGUGCAGUAAAUAUUUUACAAUUUAUUUUCUUGGCAUUAAGAUUAGAUGGUUUUAUAACAUGGAGUUGGGAAGUAGUGUUUGCUCCUCUUUGGGCACUUUUAUCUUUAUCUUUAGUUGCAGUUCUAUAUGCUAUAGUAUUUGCUGCUGUUUUAUUAAGAACCCCACAGAUUAAUGCCAGACAAAGGCGGACAUCUUUGAAUUCAGCAUUGGCAUAUACAUUUCUUGUAGUUCCAAUUUUAGUGUUUCAAGUACUGUUAGCAAAUAAAUUGGAUGGAGAUAUUUCAUUGAAUUAUACAACAGUAGCAAUGCCACUUUUAAUAUCUCACAUAACACUUAUUUUUAUGUCAUUUGAUGCAAAGGGAGGAAAUAGAUGGUGGUUUGGUAUUAGAAAAGAUUUUUGUCAUUUUUUAUUAAGUUUAUGCCCAUUGCUUCAAGAAUAUGGUAAUAUUUCUUAUCAACCAAGAAGUGAACAGGACCAACCACCAUCAGAACCAAUGGUAUCGGAAAAAAAUGAAAAACAUGUUAAAAAAAUUGAUCUAACAAAACCUGUUGUACCUAUAAUAUCUAUUGAUAUGCCGGAUUGAUUGUGUAAUUUCGGCCCUCUUCGGGUAUGUAAAAUAUUUUUAUAGAUAUGAUUGGUUAAUACCAGAUAUCAUAUCUUAACGAGUAAUGGACAGGUGCGUAAAUAAUAGCGAAAUCUAUUUAUAAAGAAGAAAAUAAAAUUAUUAUUUUCAAUACGAUAUAUCGUAAUGAAAAUCUUGUUAUUGUUAAAUAUAUUAUGCGCCAAGGCAAUCAUAAUAAUUAUAUUACCCAUUUUGUUCAUGGGGCUUAAGCUUUUCACAACUAUUGUGGAAAUUUUAGUAGAAAAAGCAUUAAAAAUUUUUUUUAAAUAAAUAAUUAUAAAAAAGUUAAAUAUUAAAUAUCUAUAUCUAUAUAAAAAUAUAAAUAUAAAAAGGUCCCACGAGCAAAUUUAGCAGUUGCAGUGCUCAAAAAUAUUAUAUUUCUUAAAGCUGCAUUCAUUUUUUUUGUAUCCAAACACUUAAAUUAUGUGUAGAAUAAGCAACCAACCCGUCCACUUAUUUGAUUGCUCCUUUAUAAUGAUAUAGAAUAAUUGCCGACCUAUUUUAUAAAGCCUGUUAUUCGAUUACACUUGUUACAUAGCAUUAUUAUUACUUUGCCAAAAGUAGUGAAUAGUGGAAUGAUAAACAUGCCUAAGUUGGUGCUAAAAAAAUUAAUAUCUUAGACAUGUUUUGUAUGCAGCUAUAAACUAUGUUAUUUAAAAUUUAAACUAAACCUCGGUAUCAUGAUCUGUACAAAGUUAAACUUAAUUUGUAAUGUAUACUUAUUUUUUAAAUAGAUUUUCCUGCAGAAUGUAAUAAAUGUAAAUUUGAAGCUUGUUAUGAAGGAAAAUCUUUAAUGUAAAUAGACUCCAAGUUUUAGAAUUUCCUAGUAAUGUACAGAUCAUGCCCGAAAAAUUUAUUAUGUUACAUGUACAUAGUUAGAUUCUGGUGUGAUUGUUUGAUUUUUAGUUAAUAUGAAAUUUAACAACAUUGAAUCAUUUGUAAAAAAAUAUUUAUAUAAAUAUAAUACAUAUUAUAUAUUAUAUAUUAUAUAUAUGUAUAUAUGUAUAUAUAUAUAUAUAUAUAUAUAUAUAUAUAUAUAUAUAUAUUAAUAUGUAUAUAGAUAUAUAUAAUAUAUAUAUAUAUAUAUAGACAAAAAACAAAAAGUAUAAGUAAAGCUGUGAACAGUUAAAGUAAUUGCCAUUUGACAUUAUAUUUUACAUUUUUUUUUUUAAUUUUCGUUUUUAUUAUUUAAUAAUCUAAAUUUUUCUAGUAAAUAAGACUUGAUUUUAUCCUUAAAUUAAUGAGUUUGAAAAGAUUAAUUAAUGGACAGAACACUAACAAAAUCUGAAUAAUAAAAUUUCUUACUUAUUAUAUUUUAUUUUCAUAAAAAUUUUCUAUGUAUAUAUAAAUCUUUUUUAAGUAUAUAUUAUAAAUUUAAUUUUUUUUUAAUAACAUUUUAAAUAUAUAUUUAUAAUAAUGGUAAUUAAUUUUAAAUAUGGUAAUAUAUAAUAAAAAAUGAAAAGUUAUAUUUACAUUAGAAUAAUUUUUUUUCUAAAUGUUCCUAAGAAUAUUUUGCAAUAUUUUGUCAUUAAAAAUUCUUAUAUGUAUAUUAAUGAAGAGAUAAGCAUUUUAAUAAACGUGUUCAAAGGGCUCUGUUACUUUAAGUGUUUAAGUUAAUUUUAUAUACAUUUAAUUAUUCAUUAAUUGCUUAACAAAUGCUACAUGAAUAAUACAUUUUGUAAAUAAUAAUGUAAAAAACAUAUAGUAUGCUUUUAUAAAAUAUUGAAUGAUUUAAAUUUCAUUAUAUUUUUUAAAACAUUAAUAUUCCUUUUAAUGGAAAAUUAAUAUAUUAUGAUGUUCAUAAAAGUAUAAGGACAUUUGUUUGGCAUGAUCUAUAUGUUAUGUUUAAUAACAUUAAACAUUUUUAUAAUAAAAAAUAAUAUAGAUUUUUGUUUACAAUUAACAUAUAGUUUAUUGUGAACGUAGUUGUAUGUUCGAGUAUAGGUUUUCUAUCGGCCUUAAUAAGAUAAGAGAUUGGAUAUAUCGGCUGGGAUAUAAGACUGAGCGCCUCGCAUCCUUAGAAUAGCAUCAUUAAGAUGUAUAAGAAAAAAAAUAAUUGCGUGAAUUAAAGAACAAAUAAAUAUUAAGGAUAUCGUAAUUGUUAACAUUAGUAGAUAAUUAUAAUUAUUAAGUAUACCCAAUCAUUUAUUGUGUUAUGUAGAAAUAAUGUACAUACUCUGUUAUAUUACAAUUAUAGACUAUAUCAAUUAUUAUAUAUUAUACAUAUCUAUCAUGAGCGAAGAUAAAUACAUAGUGGUAUUAUUUUAUUUUAUAUAUAUCACAUACAAGAUAUAUCAUUAUAAUCUAAUAAAGUUUAUAUUUUUGGUAUUAA
Apis cerana (Asiatic honeybee) is the source of this 3493-nucleotide messenger RNA. RefSeq names its product transmembrane protein 185A. Lineage: Eukaryota; Metazoa; Arthropoda; Insecta; Hymenoptera; Apidae. The record is from RefSeq and is a predicted model, not a curated record.